Molecule: messenger RNA, 1145 nt
Organism: Menidia menidia (Atlantic silverside)
Lineage: Eukaryota; Metazoa; Chordata; Actinopteri; Atheriniformes; Atherinopsidae
Source: the annotation of a GenBank genome assembly
AGGUGUCUCAGAAGCUCCACUGUGCUGAGUUUAAAGUGACCCUGCUCUCCUGCUUUCUGAUCCAUCAACACCUUCCCUUCCGACAUGUCCUCUGAGCCCGCGACUAUUGAAGGGUCUCGACCAAUGACCCCACCACUGCCUCCCGCAGGAUCCCCCACUUCACCAGAGUCCCUGAAGCCUCCAGCCAACAGGCACCGGGAGCGCUCACCAUCCCCCAUGAGAGGCUACCUCAUACCCAGCCCUCUGCCCACGCGCAGGAACAGGACCUAUUCAGCGACAGCCCGGGCAUCAGAGGGUCCUUCGUUUAAGGGUGUGUGUAAAUGUUUUUCCCGCUCCAAAGGCCAUGGCUUCAUCACGCCAUCCGACGGCGGCAACGACAUCUUUGUCCACAUAUCAGACAUUGAGGGAGAGUAUGUGCCGGUGGAAGGCGACGAACUGAGCUACAAGAUUUGCUCCAUCCCUCCCAAAAUGGAGAAGGUCCAGGCGGUGGAUGUGACCAUAACCCAUCUCAAACCAGGCACCAAACACGAGACCUGGGGAGGACACAUCAUCAGCGACUGAGAGCCCACCCUCCAUGUAGGGGGAGGAAAGGGGGGGUGGUGGAAACAAUAGCGGGUGAUGAUCAGGUGGCUUUAAGUGAGCGGGCGAGGAAUAGGGGGAGGGCGACCUAGGAAAUGACAUCCGUCACUCUGUGACUUCUGGAACAUCACAUCAGUUCCAGCCAUCUCAUUUUUGGCUGCUGUUGAAAUUUGGGCAGCUUCCUCGGCCUUUGUUUGGCAAAAGUUUACCACAAAUCAGGAAAGUGCACCACUUUGAAUCAUUACCGCUGCUCACAACUGUGCAUAAUGUAGAACACCAUGCAUUAGUUUUCCUGCAUAGGAUUUUAGACAUCUGUUAUGAAGAUUGGGAGAUAUUUGAAAUGGUCUGCAUCUGCAGUUAUUUCUGGAAAUCUUCUGUGGGAUACACUAUAAAACAGGAUUGGUUAAGGCAUUCCUUCGGUUUAGGAAUUGGUACUGCCCAGGUGAACUGCAUGUACCUUUUUUUCACCCUGGGAACCUUUGCAUCUGCUUGUGCCUACAUAUCUCAAUUUAUCAUGUGUUUUUUUGUCUUGAUAGAUUGGUGAAAUAAAGAAUUUUCAACUGGGA